Molecule: messenger RNA, 1534 nt
Organism: Rubroshorea leprosula
Lineage: Eukaryota; Viridiplantae; Streptophyta; Magnoliopsida; Malvales; Dipterocarpaceae
Source: the annotation of a GenBank genome assembly
CUGGAGGAUAAUCUUGACCGUCCAUACGGUUAUUAUCAACGGAUUAGCUAUCGAUCCAUGUGACGGUGAAAUAUUUAAUACCGAUCGUUGAUUUUAACUUCGUCAACAAGUAAAAGCAUCAAACCGUCCACGUGGUUUCUAAUAUUGCUUGCCUUUAUGACUUCAUCGAACUCUCUCUGUGCAUUCUGUCACCCUGCAAUUGCUCCGAAUUAACAGUAACAAAACUUAGCCCUCACCCAACCAUGAAUCGCUUGAAAACCAGCUUCAUCAGCCACGUUCGGUCCUUGAAAUCGCUUCAGCAACCGGUAAUCCUUCGCCGGAACCUCGCAGCCCCGACGUAUUUAGCAUUCGGCUCAAGUGCUCCGUCAAAACUACCCAAAUCCCCCACCUUCUCGACUCAUCUCCGCAGUUUCUCUACUGACCGAUGCCAGGAUAUACGUGGGGAAGGGAGGAAGGUGAUUCACGAGAAAACUAAAGCAGUGAACACUUUAAAGCAAAGGAUGGUUGAAGCGAAACAGAGCGGGGAAUAUGAGAAACAGAAGGAAGCGAUAAUUAACAAAUUUCGAGUGGAAGCAGCAGAAAUUCGAGCGAAUUGGGACUCUAAGUUGAAGAUGAACGAGGAUUCGUUAUUGGAGGCAUUAACGGAAUGUAGGAAGUGUACGCUUGCAUUCCUGGAAGAUUGGGAAGAGAUGGAAGUGAAGAUCAGUGUGGCUAAGGCAGAGAAGAAAGGAUAUGAGAAAGAAAAGGAAGUGGAGGCACUGUAUCUCAGAAUUCAAGAGCAAUCAGCGUCUCAUACUUCAAAAAUGAUAUCUAAGAGCAAGGAGAUCGUUGGCGGUGAUAGUGAGGAGUUCAAGACAAUGUUUGAGAGACUAUGCGGCACCUCUGCUUUUGAACCGGAGAGUUCUCUUGUUGUGGAUGCCAUGGCACUUUGGAAUAGUAUAAGACAGGCUAAGAAACUCGGUUUCUCUAAAGUAACUAUUGAGUCAGAUAACAAGAUUCUUGUUGAUUGUGUAAAUGGGAACCAAGACUUUAUUCCUUGGGAGAUCUAUCCUAUUGUGCAAGAAAUAAAGAGCAGACUGGCCUCUAAUCCUCAGUUUGAUGUUGUACUUAAACGUCUCUAGGAUGUCAUGAAGCUGCAGAUAGGAUUGCUCGCAAGGUUUUUGGAGGUAAUGCCCCUCUUACUGGGCUUAUCAGCUACUGGAUCCUCUGUUAUGUUUGCUUUGACAGGAGCUCUUAAAUAUUUAAUUUCAUUUUCCGUUAGGUACUGUUCUAUGUUCAGCCUUGAAGCAUGCUUUAUGUGGUUGUUUGAAAUUGAGAAACAGUGAACACUAAUGCUAGCUUCUUUUUAGACUUUUCUAUUCUGAGCUUAUUUUUUUCAUUUCCUUUUAUUUACGCCAAGGAGUAAUAUGAUUUUUGUUCCGCUAAAACCUUUCAAAGGUAGCAGUUUUUUGUUCUUACAUUGAGCUGGUCUACCUUAUUAUGGAAUUUGAGUAUGGAACUGCAUGUAUGAGGUUAAUAACAUGGCAUUUUAGAA